Molecule: messenger RNA, 693 nt
Organism: Pocillopora meandrina
Lineage: Eukaryota; Metazoa; Cnidaria; Anthozoa; Scleractinia; Pocilloporidae
Source: the annotation of a GenBank genome assembly
AUGAACGAGUGGAUGAUAUCUGGAUAUAAGGUUCGUUUUAAAUCCCACGAAGGCGAUGUUUAUGGUCGUUUGUACGACAUACUAACUUGGCUUGUACAAGUACAUUUAGAUGCUUUGUGUCUGUUUGGCUCGAUCUUGUUAACCCUUCAAGUUACAUGGAAGAAAUUUUUUUGUACUACGCAACAAGAAGUGAUUAACAGAGAUGAAUUUCUGCCUGCUCACGACUUUGAAAAUCGCUCGUUCACCGUUAGCGAGUUACAGCAAUACGACGGUAUCCAAGAUCAGAGGAUAUAUUUUGCGGUUAACGGCAAAGUGUUUGAUGCCACAUACACAAAGGACAUUCAGUAUUUUAUGGAUGGACCGUUCACUCAUCUUGCUGGUCGAGAUGCCAGCCGGGCUUUAGCAACCUUUUCUCUCAAUGAAAAGUUAACGAACAAAUCCGAAAUUGACGACUUGUCAGAUCUCAAUCCACUUCAAAUGGACAGCCUCUUUCACUGGGAAAUGCAGUGUGUAGAGAGAUAUCCCUGUGUGGGAAGACUUGUCAGAAGUCAUCAGCCACGUGCUCUUCAAAAUGCUUGCAUAAGAACAAUACGCGGUUGUAUGGGUGAACUGGGAGGUACUGCGAGAAAUAAGGCAGUUGAUGAACUUCCAUUACCGAGACCUAUCAAAAAUCAAAUUAUAUCUAUGAGAUAA